This is a messenger RNA of Spathaspora passalidarum NRRL Y-27907, 1575 nucleotides long. RefSeq lists its product as uncharacterized. The coding region runs from base 1 to 1575 and encodes 524 amino acids. The record is from RefSeq and is a predicted model, not a curated record. Lineage: Eukaryota; Fungi; Ascomycota; Pichiomycetes; Serinales; Debaryomycetaceae. The transcript has a single exon.
AUGAUCUCUGCUACAAUUCCCAAGAAUUUUAUAACGUUUUUAAAGAAGAAGUGGGGUUAUGACUGUGGAAGAUAUAUCAAUCUAAUCACAAGUGAUCCAUUAGCCAAGAUAUUCAAUACCAGUACAUCAUUCAAAGAGAGAGACAGAAUUAUGGAUUAUGUUGUAGUUCUGAUGAAGAACUUCCUCCAACGAGAUGUAAAUGAUAUAGCAUUGGUAUACUUUGAAAACAAGAUUAUCCAAGAGAACUACUAUAGAAGAUUGUGUAGUGAAUUUGGAGACAAGUUGAUGGUGAUGAUCAAUGCAGACACUGACAAUAAACAGGCUAGCUUGCUUCGAUUGACUAGAGGUGCACGGGUGCUCUUGGUGACCAAGCUGGUUACUUGUUGCAUUGAUUUACCACAAGUCAACCAUAUACUUUUUAUAAAUUGCUUGGUACCAGUGAUUGACUUUCUUCAGGUAACAGGUAGAGGACGAGGAUCGUGUAUAUUAAAUAUCUUGUAUCAAGAUUCUGAAGCUAUUCAUGAUUCAAGUGACUAUCGCCCAUGUGAAGAAAGAAUCAGAGUCAGCAAGUGUUUAACCAAACAAGUUGCCCACUUCUAUGGUAUCAAGGUGAGCAAGUGUCAAAAUUGUUGUGAUUCCAAUGAUAGCAUUCUUGAGCCACAUAUAGUUGAUUUGGUCAAGAACGUCCAUUAUGCUACAGAAACCCAAUUUAAGGAACUUCAAUUUGGAACUGAGCAAGCUCCAGCACGGAAGAAGUUUCGAUCAUGCACCGCAGAAGAAAAACUUGACCACUUUGCGUUGCAAUUUGAACCGGAGGAAUGGUUGGAGGAGCUAAUUGACAAUGGAGCCAAGUAUUUGAAGUACCCGUUGACACAUAUGGAUGCACUGCCAGAGUCAGAGUACAUCUGCACAAAGUGUUACAGAAAGCAUGGUAAAGAGUGCAAUAGAGGUGGGUUCAAGGCAUUACUAGUGUUGAAAUGGAUACUCGAUGACAUAACUUAUGAUGAUAUCAAGGACAUGAAAGUGAAUGGUUGGGGUGAUGAGAUAUAUAAGUGGGCACAGAAUCAUAAUUUAAAGCAUCUCUACCGCACAUACUUGGACAAAGUGGAACAAUUUAGGAACUGUUUGCAGGUACCAUCUGCAUAUCUAGUUGAAGGUUAUGGUACCCGACUUGACCACUUACGAAAGUUCUUACGUCAUCCGUUCUUUUUGAAUGAAUAUUUGUUAGAAGACCCCAUUCCAACGGAAGAUGCAGGAAUAUACGAGAAGGCUCAGAGAUACGGUGAAGAGUACAUGCAUGCAGAUACAAGGAAAUUGAUUCAAAUGUCGCAGUUUCAUAAUAAUUAUUGUCGGCAAUGCGGAAAUUCAAAACAUAGUGGCGAGUGCCGGUAUUCCCAAGCCAUAGAGUUGUUCUAUAUAAUCUUUUGCAUUCCAGCUUUCAGGGAUCUUCGAAGAUCAAGGCAACUUGGUUUGACGAUUAAUUACUUCCCCCACUGGCUUGAUGCAAUAAGCAAGAACGGACAUCAUAUUUGUAUACUAAAUGACAUUUUGGGCCGAGAUCGAGUAUGGGACUAA